AUUCCCGUCCAUAUUCGAUUUUCUGUCAAGCAAUCAAUACUCACAGCGACGAUAAGGUCCUAUAUUAAAUUUACUUAUAAUUUUGUGAUCAAUUCACUCAAAUUUAUACAAUCAUGGCCUCAGAACAAGUUAGAGCUCCAGGUAGCAAACCUGGAGAGAAUAUGUUGUGGGGUGGUCGAUUUACCGGCGGUCUUGAUCCUCUCAUGGUCUCUUAUAAUGAAUCAAUCUACUACGAUCGUGCAUUCCAUACUCAGGAUAUUCGGGGCAGUAUUGCUUGGGCUCGUGCAAACCACAAGAAUGGCAUCUUGACUGAAGCCGAAUUCGCAGCAAUUGAGUCCGGAUUGAAGCAAGUCGAGGAAGAAUGGGUCGCCGGCACAUUCAAGAUCAUUCCUGGUGUGGACGAGGAUAUUCAUACUGCAAAUGAGAGAAGACUGGGCGAAAUUAUUGGCAAAGAGAUUGGAGGGAAAUUACACACUGGAAGAAGUCGAAAUGAGCAAGUUGCAACAGAUAUGCGAUUGUGGCUUAGAGAUGAGCUCAAAAAGAUUGAGAGCUUCUUGGUCGAUUAUUUGAAGGUCGUGGCUGCCAGAUCAGAGAACGAGAUUGAACAUAUCAUGCCAGGAUAUACUCACUUGCAACGUGCUCAACCUAUCAGAUGGAGUCACUGGAUGUUGUCAUACGGUUUGGCUUUUGCAACUGAUCUCCAAAGAUUGCGGGAAGUUAUCAAGCGAGUUAAUCGAUCGCCUUUAGGAUGUGGUGCUUUGGCUGGUAAUCCUUUCAAUAUCGAUCGUGAGGCAAUGGCCGAGGAGCUUGGUUUCGAAGGUCUUUUGUGGAACUCUAUGUCCGCAGUUGGCGACCGUGAUUUUGUUGUUGAGACAAUGCAAUGGGGUGCCACUCUCAUGUCCCAUUUAUCAAGAUGGGCUGAGGAUCUUAUCAUCUAUGGUACUGGUGAAUUUAGCUUCGUUCGUCUGGCUGAUGCCUACUCCACUGGGUCAUCUCUGAUGCCCCAAAAGAAGAACAGUGACAGUUUGGAAUUAUUGAGGGGUAAAUCCGGCAGAGCGUUCGGUCAAAUGGCAGGUUUGAUGAUGACAAUCAAGGGUCUUCCAAGUACUUACAACAAGGACCUUCAAGAGAGUGUGGAGCCAAUGUUGGAUCACAUCAAGACAGUUGGAGACAGUAUCCAGAUCGCAACCGGCGUUCUCAGCACAUUGACUAUCAAUCCAGAGAAGAUGAAGGCUUCGCUAGACCCAUUUAUGCUCGCCACCGACUUGGCGGAUUAUCUAGUACGAGCAGGUGUACCAUUCAGAGAGACUCAUCACAUCUCUGGGCAAGUCGUCGCAUACUCUGAGAAGACUAAGAUUCCAAUGGACCAAUUGACAUAUGAUCAACUGAAGAGCAUUGAUAGCCGUUUCAAGGAGGAUGUUUCUGAAUGUUUUGACUAUGAGAAGAGUGUAGAAGCGCGCCAAGCAGCUGGCGGAACCAGCAAGUCAAGCGUUGAGGAGCAAAUCAAGGUGUUGAAAAGCAUUCUUGGUUAAAGGUAAAAGGUCGAAAUGUUGAGAUGUUAUGAAUCGAGUUGUUCAGAAUAUUUUGCGCCAUACAAUCAUCUAGUGCAUUGUUAGUAUCAAUGCUAAGUUUGUGGGUUGCAAUUCUUUUGUAAUAGAAGCUCCAUACAGAUAAAAGUUAACGAGAAUAAUUGAUACCAUGAAUGCAUAGAAUUCCCGAAAU
This is a messenger RNA of Botrytis byssoidea, 1722 nucleotides long. RefSeq lists its product as uncharacterized. Gene Ontology annotation, molecular function: argininosuccinate lyase activity. The record is from RefSeq and is a predicted model, not a curated record. NCBI's taxonomy places the organism in Eukaryota, Fungi, Ascomycota, Leotiomycetes, Helotiales, Sclerotiniaceae. The transcript has 6 exons. The coding region runs from base 114 to 1532 and encodes 472 amino acids. Gene Ontology annotation, cellular component: cytosol.